AUGUUUGUGUCAUCCUUCCUGUAUGCUGUGACGUGUGCAAUCAUCCCCUGGUGUUCUGUGUACUGGACAAUGGUCAUGAUGUUCCUGUUCCACGAGCUGGUUAUAGGUGCUGCCAGGUCAGGCAUGAAUGUGGAGAUCGUGGAGGAGUGGGGCGACAAGGGCAAACCCUUCAUGCAGGCACUGCAUUUCUCCUUCUCUCUUGGGGCAACACUCUCACCCUUCGUCCUUGAACCAUUCCUUUCCGAGGAACUUGAAGAAACAACCUGGAUCACCGCCAACUAUACGUUCACUCCAACCAGUACCAUUUACAAUACAUCAACCAUGGCCAUGACCGGUACUCCAGCUCCCAGAACAAAGAGUAACAUCCAUUAUGGCUUCCUCAUCGUUGCAAUUCCUUCAGGAAUAUUUUCGUUUGCAUUCCUCAUCAAAUAUUCCCACGAAAGAAACAAGGGUACAAGUAACAUUAGACGAAAGGACACACAAAAGGGAAUCAAGGACCAUGAAGAGGAGGAGGAAGAAGGUCCCAUGAGGAAGAAGAGAACCCUCCCUCGACAUCUCCUCAUCAUCACCUUGGCACUCUUUGCUCUCUUCUACUUCUUCUUGGACGAGGUAGAGGACACCUCUCCAUCUUUCCUGGCUUUGUUUGUCGUGAAGCAGAUGAAUUGGACCAAGAAAUAUGGUGGACGCCUGUCUUCCGCCUUCUGGGGAUCCUACACUGCAGGGAGAGGGGUUGGCAUCAUCCUCAUCAGUUUCGUCACACACACCCAGUUCUUCACCAUCUGUUGUGUGGUCCUCUGCAUGUCCCAGCUCGGUCUCCUUCUGUCAGCCACCUAUGGAUUUGGUACAGGUAUCUGGAUCAGCAUUGUUGGUAUUGGGCUGGCGAUCUCAGUGGUGUUCCCUGCAAGUCUCACAUGGACAGAGAAGGAACUGGUUCAGCUCUCAGGGAAGCUGAUGGGAGUUAUUUAUGUUGCCUUGAGUCUUGGCGGACUUGCUAACCCUCAGAUCAUUGGCGUCACGAUGGCUCUUUAUUCACCAAUGUGGUACAGUUAUAUUUUAUUUGCGGAGAGCAUCUUGUUUUCCAUCACUUUCCUUAUUCUGGUGGCGUUUGUAAAGAAAGUACUGUCUAAACGUACACAUGAAAUUGUAGAAAGAGAAAUAAGUGAAUAA
Molecule: messenger RNA, 1167 nt
Organism: Haliotis rubra (blacklip abalone)
Lineage: Eukaryota; Metazoa; Mollusca; Gastropoda; Lepetellida; Haliotidae
Product: sodium-dependent glucose transporter 1B-like
Exons: 2
Coding region: 1-1167 (388 amino acids)
Biological process (GO): transmembrane transport
Source: RefSeq, a predicted model, not a curated record